Molecule: messenger RNA, 4045 nt
Organism: Petromyzon marinus (sea lamprey)
Lineage: Eukaryota; Metazoa; Chordata; Hyperoartia; Petromyzontiformes; Petromyzontidae
Source: RefSeq, a predicted model, not a curated record
AUGGGUUUACAGACAAUUAUAGGUGUCAUUCUUGGGAAAACUGAUCCAAAAGGAUUUCAAAAUCGAAAAAGUCCUGAGAAAGAACGAUUCACCUUUGAUUUUGUUUUGCGGGAUUCCCCAAACUAUUUUAUUAAUGUGGAAUGUUGGGGCGACGAUAUAUUCAUUCACAACCUCUCAAGAAGCUUCAGGAUUGGAGAAGUUGUGAAAGUCCAGAAUCCCCUUGUCCGAACCAAGGAUAUCGAACAGGAUGAGAAGUUCAGGCCAUGGACUCCAAGCCCUUACAAACUGACUCUCAGCGAAAACCACUCUGCUGUGGCUUUGUGCUCCGGAGAAGAAGGCUCGAGUAUGAUGCCUCUCUUGCACCUGCCCACGAAGGAAAGCCACGAUUACUACACACUCUCUGACAUCCUCGCUAAUGGCCAGAACUUGCAAGGAGAAGUCAUCAACAUCCUCGUUGGCGUCAGGACUGUUUCAGAGCCAAAAGCUUUUGUAACCAAGGACAACAGGCCGGGACAGAACUGUGAUGUGAUCCUCUUUGAUGAAACUGUCAACUCGUUUCAUUUUGUGCUCUGGAAUAAAGAAGCUAUACAGCUUGCACAGACGUGGGAACCUAGGAAAACAGUGAUAUUUGCGGCCGACGUGAAGGUCAGUUUUGACAAAUAUCGGCAGUCCAUGGUUGCCACAGCAAUCUCCAAGACCAUCAUCACUACCAAUCCAAAUACCCAGGAGGCACAGCUUCUCUUUACUUAUGCAAAUGACUACUUUGCAGCAGGAAAUUUUGAGGAAGACAUUUCUCCGGAAGGCCUCAAAACACUUGACUUCAACACCAUAAAGGACGUCUUUACCAUUGAGCAGAUGAAGGAAAAGGAGGUGUCUCUCCGAGCGUCAGAAUCGCCCGUGCCUGUCUGGGGCGUCGCGUGCAUGUUCGUCUCCAUGCUCAAUGUCGACGACAGCGCCGGCAAAGUCAUGAGAGUACGAUGUUCUUUGUGCAAUUGCUCGGUAGAUCCCUACAGUCAGGUGUGCACAAACGACAACUGCGACGCCACUCUGCUAAACAACACAGUAACCGUCAGGACGUUCGAGAUGCAGAUGGAGAUUGCCGACUACACCGGAAGCCUCAACAACUGCUGGGUCACAGGGGCCGUGGCCGAAAAGAUGCUGGGCUGCACGGUGGAUGCAUUUUCCCAAAUGACUGAUGUUCAGAAGACAGAGCUGAAAUGGAGGGUGCUGUUGGAGCGAUGCAAGAUCUACUUCAAGAUAGUUUACCGAAGCACUUCUCACAGUACCCGAGUGCAUAUUCUCUCGUGCGAAUUAGCCAAUCUCAAGGAGGUGACUAAAUUUGUCGUUCAAUAAAUGUCCACGUGGCUCACAGCCCGGCUUAUGAAUUAUUAAUUAUAUAUUUAACCGCGACAGCCAAUGACAAGAAUAUGAAUGUUAAAGUGUAUCGUUUGGUUCUAAAUUUAAUCUUUAAUUCAGACCGUGACUAAUAAUCCCUACGAAAAAAACUCGUGGCGGUACACAGGAAGAAAGCUGCGUAAUUUAUUUUAUUUCUUAAAAGUUGGGGGUUGUUUUCAUAUGAGUAAUGCCCUUUUGCAGUAUAAGUAAAGAUAAAGGUGCAGCCCUGCAAUGGCGUGCCGACACCACUCUUGGCAGAAGGGCUAACGGUAAAAGACUCUCUAGAGAGACCCUUUAGCGGGUAUUUGGCCUACUUUUCCACUCUGGUCAGAUGUCUUGGAAUAUCUGUGAGUUCCCUCAUUUUACGCCACCACACCUAUAACUGGUGUACCUAUUUAUUCUUGGUUGCAUAAAGGUGGGGGGGCGGGGGGGGGGGCGGAUUGGAUAAACUUGCCUAUCGUUUCAACUGCCACGCUGGGAGAUUGAACCGACCACCACUGGAUUGCUCACCAUUACAGUAUAUAGAUGAGUUUAAAAAAAUGCUGCCUGGAUGUCUCUUAACUGCAGAACUCAAAUCAUAAUGAGAUAGUCGCUCAUUUAAGUCCCAGUUAGAAAUUGACUCAGCCCACCCCCGGGUAGAUAAAAAUGAGCACAUCUUUGUGGAAAUCUAACACUGUUUGCCUUUCGGCAUUGAUCUGGUCAUUGAGUGGGGAGACAGAUACUUUGAAACGAAGCACUCUUUGAUUUUUCGUCUUUGUACAUUUGUAUUUUGUGCGGAGUUUUCGAAAGGCAUUGUGCUUUAUUUUAUUAAUAUGUUGAAGAAAGAAACAUUCCUGGUAAAAGCAUCUGGAAAAAAAAACCCCAUCUAAAUAAUUAACAUUGAGUACAGUAGUCGGUUUUUGCCUCAUUGUUUGAGAAUACAUCUUGCAGUUUUCACGUUAAUCGUUUGCCUUUAAAUGUUCGCGUAUUAAUACAAUUAACAUUUUUUUUAAAUGUCCAGUUGAUGUUUCCCUAGAGAGUGGAGCACUGUUUGGUACAUAUGUACCCAUGUAUUUAACAAGGUGACAGAUGCCAAUGGUUAAUACAAUCAUACAAAAGGUAAUACGAUUAAGAUGUGUGUGCCUGCACAUUUACGGCUUGAAACACAGUGUGUUUUUGUGCUAUAAAUUCAAUAACAUUACUCUGCAAAGCGUGAAGGUUAAUUUUCAAAAUAUGUAUCGGCUCACAAUGCAUAACAUGUUAUUUUAAAUGACAAACGCAGCAUUUGCCUCGAGAAUUCCACGAUGUUCACUCAGCCACAUGGAUGGUCUCUCAUCAACCAUCAAUAGGAAAAAUAUUGUUUCUUAUUGUAAUUUAUUUAGUCGCGCUGUUUAGGUUACCUAGGAAUUCUUCCCCCCAAGGUGCUGGCUGUCUUCUUCUUUAUCCCAGUGUGUUAGAAGCCAGAUAUCAGCAGCUGCUGUCCUUGAAAUUUGCACGCUUCAGAUUGAAAGCGUCCUUCAUGCUUUAGAGCAACUGUUCAAUUCUUACGUACGCACGUCGCGUCUGAAAUGGUCUCAGACUUUAUAUGUUUUAGGGACAUUUGUCCUAAAAACGUGUCAACGGUUAAACAAAAUUCUUUAAGCAAUUAACCUUUGUGAAUGAAUAGGUUAAGUGUGAGAAAUGUAUAUUUAUUCUAGACAUCUGACAGAAUGUGUGGUAAUUUCACUGGUAACAUUUACACGCACAAUUCAGACAUGUCUGAAUUCAGUGGGAACAACGGUGGCGAGUGGACGCCACGGCGUGAUGUUAACAACCUCGCCUGGUAUACAGAGGAGUUCGUGGGUUCGAUCCCGACCCUGACGCCUGCUGUAUAUUUGGAGUCUGCAUGUUGUCUCCGUGGUCACAAGGAUUUUCCCAGGGCCCUCCAGUGUUUCCCUCCACGUUUAGAAACUUGCGUUUAGAGUAUUUGCCUGCUAUAAAUUCACAGAUUAUAAGCCACUUAGUUGAGCUAUCAUUUUUGGCCAGUUGGCUUCUGAAAAACAGCUACAUAGCUCAGUGGGCCUUACCUGGUAAAAUACAGAAUAGUGUUAUGUCGGACAGCUCAUUCUGUAACGCCAGCUUGCUUUGUAAGCACAUUUUCAUACCUCUUUUCCACUUGCACAUCUGAUCCGUGCUGGGGACCAUGCCAAGCCAACGCAGAGCAGGGUCAUGGAAGCGCGGGUUGCUUUGCCAUCGCACAAGCCGUGCUGUGCCACUGACAUCACACGCAAUUCGUGACGUCAUGACGCGCGUAAAUGUCGCGGUGACGUUUUUUUUUAGCCUUGGCCUGAAUGACGUAAGACGCAUUGUGCACGUCAUUAACCCUGCCCCUAGCGUUGUGUUGGAUCUGAACCCGAUGGUCUUGCGAGAUCAAUGCAGCCUCUCUUAUUUCCGGCUUCCGGCUUUGCUCAGUAACAUGUCAGUGGAAAACCAUCCGUACCGUGAUGACCACAGGCUGCCACAGCUCAGAUGUCCUGGUGUCAAAGGGAAUAUGAGACAUCAAACGAUGCUGAUGUCACAGUUGUAUGUAUUGGACUAUAAUUCUGUCGUGAUAAAAUUGCUCGUGAAUAUGCUCAUUGUAAUUUGUAUUAAAUAUCCGUUGCCCUAUGUUUAAUAAAAGAGCCUAAAUUGA